Molecule: messenger RNA, 4974 nt
Organism: Myripristis murdjan (pinecone soldierfish)
Lineage: Eukaryota; Metazoa; Chordata; Actinopteri; Holocentriformes; Holocentridae
Product: YTH domain-containing family protein 1-like
Biological process (GO): mRNA destabilization
Cellular component (GO): cytoplasm
Molecular function (GO): N6-methyladenosine-containing RNA reader activity; mRNA binding
Source: RefSeq, a predicted model, not a curated record
GAUACUUGAAACUUUUGCCAGCUCGCGGUGAUCGACGUAAAGCAGCGACUCAAAGCCCGGAUGGAGCGGCCAUUGGGGAAGUGUACAGGGCUUCUCGGUAACGUAACUGAGGAGGGAUCUCUCUGGAAUAAAAAGACAAAGUAAAAAGCGACCGAGGACAGAAAUAUACAAGACUCGCAAGUUCAGUUUGGCCGUCACAAAACGUUGAUUUGAAAGUAUACCGGGACUUGAUUGCUUUCGGACAGAGAAUCCGAGGCGACAGACUUGAACUGUGGAAGUUGGGAUACGUGCACAACGGAAAAUACACAGCUGAGCUAGCGCAAGCUACCACUAGCCACAAGCUAAGCGGCAUAACUAGCCAGAUAGCUAACUAUAACUGAGCAGUGAACUUGCUCUCAGAACACGGGGCUUGAAAUCCAGUCACAAGCUCAGGCUCUGUGGGAAUCCAGGGACUUGCUUAAUGAAUUAUGUCUGCCACAAGCAUUGACCCUCAGAGAUCAAAGGGACAAGCAUCUAAAGUGCAAAAUGGUUCACUGCAUCAGAAGGAGACUGUCCACGACAAUGACUUUGAGCCAUACCUCAGUGGUCAGUCAACUCAGAACAACAGCUACCAGUCCAUCACUGACCCCUACCUGUCCAGCUACUACGCCCCCUCCAUUGGAUUUCCCUACCCCCUCAGCGAGGCCCCCUGGUCCACCGGUGGAGACCCUCCCAUUCCAUACCUCACUCCCUAUGGACCGUUGAGUAAUGGAGACCAUCACUUCAUGCCAGACACAGUGUUUGGCCAGCCGGGGGGCCUCGGCAGCAGCAUCUACCCUCACAGGUUUAACUUUUUCCCUGAAAAUCCUGCCUUCUCUGCCUGGGGCACCAGUGGCUCCCAGGGCCAGCAGACUCAAAGUUCAGCCUAUGGUGGCAGCUACAGCUAUCCUCCCAGCUCUUUGGGGGGCACCCUGGUGCCUGAUGGUCAGACGGGCUUUCACAGUGACACCCUUAACAAGGCGCCUGGUAUGAACAGCCUGGAGCAGGGUAUGGUCGGCUUGAAGAUUGGAGGGGAUGUCACUGGUCAGGGGUCAGGGGUCAAAGCUGUUGGUUCUGUGAUUGGUGGACCUGCAGUGGCAGCCACAGGAAAUGGGGCCACGCCUAUUGGCAUGCCUCCACCCAAACCCACUUCCUGGGCGGCCAUUGCCAGUAAGCCAGCCAAGCCCCAACAGCUGAAGGCCAAGGUGAAGCCAGGCAUGCCAACCCCGGGGGGAGCUCUGCCCCCACCACCGAUCAAACACAACAUAAACAUUGGCACCUGGGACAAGGGGCCGGUGACUAAAGUGGCCACAGCUCAACUGCAGCAACAGCAGCAGCAGCCCCUUGGCCUGCCCCAUGCCAUGCCACCUCAGCCUCCCAUGCAGCAAGGACCCAUGCAGCCUCCCCCUCCCCAGUCUUUGGUGCAGCCACAGAUGCAGCCUAUGGCCUUACAGCCCCAGCCCCCCCAUCACCAACACCACCAGCCACCACCGCAGCCCUAUCAGAACCACACUCAGCCCCCACCACCCCAGACCCGCUGGGUCGCCCCACGCAAUCGUAACCUAGGUUAUGGGCAGGGUGGCCCUGGCCUUGAGGGUAGUGGUGUGAUGAUGGUUGGUAGUGGGAACAAUGGCCCCCCAACUUCAUCCAGCCUGGGACCUGGUGGAGAAUCCCACCCAGUGCUGGAAAAGCUGCGCGCCGCCCAUAGCUACAACCCCAAGGAGUUUGAAUGGAAUCUGAAGAAUGGCCGUGUUUUCAUCAUUAAGAGCUACUCUGAGGAUGAUAUCCAUCGCUCCAUCAAGUACUCCAUCUGGUGCAGCACAGAACAUGGCAACAAGCGGCUGGACUCAGCCUUCCGGGCCAUGAACGGUAAAGGUCCUGUAUACCUGCUGUUCAGUGUCAAUGGCAGUGGUCAUUUCUGCGGCGUGGCAGAGAUGCGCUCACCAGUGGACUACGGCACCAGUGCUGGUGUAUGGGCGCAAGACAAGUGGAAGGGCAAGUUUGAUGUGGACUGGUUGUUUGUUAAGGACGUGCCUAAUAGCCAACUGCGCCACAUCCGCCUGGAGAACAAUGACAACAAGCCAGUGACCAACUCCCGCGACACCCAGGAGGUUCCUCUGGAAAAGGCCAAGCAGGUGCUCAAGAUCAUCGCCACCUACAAACACACCACCUCCAUCUUUGAUGACUUUUCCCACUACGAGAAGAGACAGGAAGAAGAGGAGGAGGUGCGUAAGACCUUUGAACCUGCUCCAAUACAGAACCGCUCUCGGUUGGAUCAGGAGCGCCAGAACAGGAAUAAACAAUAGAAGACAUUUAUCCUUGGCUUGAUCAACAGUUACACUAGGACUUGUGAUUUAAGAGACAGAAGAAUAUGAAAAUACAACCAAGCCCUUCUUUUGUUUUCUAUUUAAUCCUGGUGAAUCUCUGCCAUCGUUGAGACUUGUGCUUUUUUGCCCCAUGUACCACCCACCUCUUGUGCAGGGAUAACAAGCUGAUUUAAUGUAUUACCCUAGCCACCACCACACUUUAGUUAAGAUUUUUUUUCUUCCCGUUCUUACCAUCUCGUACUCUUCUCUCGUCAGACUGGGUUUCUCUCUCCUGCCCCUGCCCCCUCCUCUUUCCAAUUGAAUCAGGGUUUGACUGCACCAUGGAGAAAAAAAUCUGCCACUUUAUAUUCCAGUACAAUCAGGAACUGAUGUGUCCUGCCCCUAUUUGUCCAUUUGGGGGCAACAUUGCCAUACUUCAGAGGUUUAACUGUGCCAACAGUGUUGGAGGAUCCCAAAGGCAAUGUCAGACUUGGAACUGUGCGAUAAUAAAACUUCAAUGGUUUAUCUAUUUUUCAUUCAGAUCAACAAAAUCUCUAUUUUUUGGCUUACUACUGACAAUUUUCAUUUCAGAAACCUGUUUUCUGGAGCCUUAAUGUUUUGUUUUCUAGUUAUUGGUGACUUCUCAAAAGAACCGCUCUAACAGUGACAGUGCUGGAGAAAUCAGGGAUAGUGUGAAGUCACACGGGACUUGAGACAUUUCAGAGGAGGAAUUGCAAAGGCCUCUGGGAAGGAAAUAACUGAUGUGUCCUCCACAACCAGAACUCACCAUUUAAAUCAAAAAUUGUACUAUUGACAUCCUUCACACCCCUCUGCUUUGGUUUCUUUUCGAUGUUUGUCUUGAAGGGGUUUUUUGUAUGUUUCAUCAGGAGAUUCUGUUUGUGUACGCAAUCCAGUCUGAGAGAAUUGUCGCAUCCACCAUUUUAAAUUGUUUUAUAAUCAGACUUAUGUAAUAAUGUUACUGCUACGUUUGAGUGAAUUGUUGCUUUUGCGUUCUUGUUCCAAAAAACGGGGGGAGGGUUCACGUUUUUGUCCAUUCACCAUCAUUCUGUCUUAAUCCUUUGUUUUGUUUUGUUUUUUUUCCCCUCAAAUUUGGUUUUGCUAAGUCUAUCAUGUUGUUUGUAAUGCUAAGCUUUAACGUAGGAGCCUAUAGUCAUGGAGAAAGCCUAAAAAUGUAUAACCUAAAAUUAAUGUAACUGAUUUACUAUCAAGAGUAAGAAAAAAAACAAGAAUGAAAUGUGGUUUCUGUGUGUUUUUUGGUUGUUGUUGCGAAAAAAAUAGAUUGUUUGUCCUAGAUUGAAACCAUUGAUUAUGAUACAGUAAUUUCAGAUAUGUUAUGGAAUGGAAAGUGGCUGGGGAUUGGAGAUUAAAAAACACAAAGUCACUAAAUGAAGUGUGAGCCAAUGCAAGGAAACCUGCAAUAUCGUUAGUCCGUUGGACAUGUUAAAAUAUUAUACAUCCUGCAGCUUCAUUAUGAGGUGAGAGUGGCAAUGUUACAGUUUACGGUCCUUUAAAUGGCAGUGUCCCCUUGUUCUCGUGUCACUGAUUUCAGAACAUGCAAAGCCAGAAUGGAGAUUGAUUGUAGCACAUUCAAGACCAGCAGGUCGUCUCUCCUCAAUUAGUUGAAACUGUCACUUUGAUGUUUUGUGGAAUGCAAGAUAACAGUGAUGCAGAUAUGAAUAUUGCAAAUAGGCAUGGUUGUCUUCUACAUGCCGGGGGAUCAUUCCUAGAUUUUAAGUUUGUGUGUCUGUGUGAGAAAGUUCAAAUCCUGACAUAUAGCUUCAUGGUACCCAAAUCAAUUCAAAUCCCAAGUCACAAUUUUUUGAAAUAUUUGAAUUGAUGGAGAUGUAACAGUGAGUGACAGUUAAAACAUGUUCAGGUAAUGUGGUCUCAUUCACAUAAUUAGUAGUCUUAUCUUUUCAGAUUAUAUGUUUAUGGUUUAUAAUCUACCUUGAGUCUGUCAGAUCUAGCCGUAUACCCCCUAUAAUUUUGAGAUGGCAGAAGUACUGCACUUUGCUGAGGUCAGUCCAGUGUGAAUGUGUUAAACGACCUUUUUUUCCUGGAUAUUUGAAGCAUAUCUGCUUUGUAUUUUACCUGGCCAGUGUAUCCCUUGUAAUUGGAGAGCUGACCAUAAACCUCUAAAACAGGAUCCUGCCCUGUCCGUCUCCUCCCCUUUACCUGCGCUAAUUGAGAGCAUGGUUGGUCCAAGCAAUAUGGUGAAUGCCCUACGGAUAUUUUCCUUCACCAAUGCCGCUCUUUGCAACUAGUGCAGAUUAAGGGGGAGGCAAGAAGCUAAAGAUGCCACCGAAGACUGAGUCGCAGCCACAGUGGUCUUUGCCUCAGGAAGCAUGAACUGGUUGUGAUUAUAGUACAGGGCUUAACAUGCACGUUAAUGAUAACUGUCUGAAGAUGUUUGCUGCAAUAGAAAGACAUGUCAGGUUAGCCAAGAAAGUAUAUGUAUCAACACUACAAAAGGAGUAAUGACAUAAAAUAUUAAAGAUAAAUAAAAAAUUGAUUAUCUUAUAGACCACAAUUGUAGUGGCAUAACAAACCUGUAAUGGUUCAAAAGAUCUAUCUUGGUUUAUCUUUAUAGAAGAAAUCAAGCCUUAAUAAACUGUCCAUUCAGCAAUUA